Molecule: messenger RNA, 1122 nt
Organism: Hevea brasiliensis (rubber tree)
Lineage: Eukaryota; Viridiplantae; Streptophyta; Magnoliopsida; Malpighiales; Euphorbiaceae
Product: serine/threonine-protein kinase RIPK-like
Exons: 6
Coding region: 15-893 (292 amino acids)
Biological process (GO): protein phosphorylation
Molecular function (GO): protein kinase activity; ATP binding
Source: RefSeq, a predicted model, not a curated record
AAGUGAUCAUAAGUAUGGGAAAUUUUCUGUCUUCUUGCUUCCAACACAGAGAUCAAAACAUUACAGAGGACGAUUCAGGAGACAUAAUAAAGUUUACUCUUGAGGAAUUAAAUGCUUACACGGAUACGUUUAGUGAAAGAAAAUUCAUCGGCUUGGGAGGAUUCGGUCGCGUUUAUCGUGGAAUCAUCAAAGGGAGGCAAGAGAGACAUAUUAAUGGCCAACAUAUAGCUGUUAAGUUCUCCCGCAACGAAGUUGAAGAAGAACGAACCGAGUGGAUGGCUGAAAUGGAGUACUUACCAAAAGUGAGGCAUCAAAAUAUCAUCAAGCUAAUUGGAUACUGUGAAACUCAGGAAAGGUUCUACCUUGUUUAUCCAUUCAUGCAAAAUGGGACUGUCUUGGAUAAAUUAUCAGGCCUGGAUUGGAGCAAAACCCUUAGAAUAAUCAAAGGAGUUGCAAAUGCCAUACAGAAGCUACAUGGGUUUACGCCUGCACUUGUCCAUAGGGAUUUAAAGCUGCGCAAUAUUCUGCUCGAUAAGAAUUUUAUUCCCAAAGUAGCUGAUUUGGGGAAGGUUACACCAGAGGAAGAAAAUAUAAACUCAUCAGGAAGCAAAACAGAUGAUAUUUACAGUUUUGGAGAAAUAAUAUUGCAACUAAUAACGAAAGAAAAUAUUACCUACAUUGAAGCUAAUUCUAGCGUGCCUCGGCGAAUUGGGGAUUCAGCAAUCAGAGAUUACCCUACACAAAAAUUAUUGCAUGUAAAAUUAGAAAGAACUGGAUGUUCCGAAGAGGCUGCCAAGGCAAUUACAGAACUUGGACUGGAAUGUGUCAAACCCCAGCCACAAGACCGCCCAACCAUUGCUCAAGUUCUUGACAAGCUUGCCUAUUUAUCAUAGGCCUAGCAUAGUGAAAAUCUUUGCAUCCUCUGGUUUAUUUGGAUUUGUUUUGUGCUCUUCGUGUUGGAAUAUAGAUAAAUGUUUGAUGCCUAGAAAUGUGUGUGGCUUAUAAAUAAGUGUCGGGCAUUUAAUGAGGAGUGUUGAUGCUGUAUGGUGACUGCCAUAUAUACUCAUCUAAAAUAGUGUGUCAUAUAACGUGGAGCUAUCUAUAAUAUUAUUGUUUUGAGGA